GAGGAAAGGAGACAGGAGAGCCGCAGGAGCCCAGGAGUUACCUUCUCCGAUUCUGUUUCUGUUUUUAAAGCGAACUCGACUGCUACUGCCACCCAAUCACCAACUACUUUCCAUUCAAAGUGUUUGCGCGUGGCAGGUUUUUCUCCCAGAGGCGUUUCUUUUUAGAAAAUCACCAAGACGGACCCGAACGAGGACGACGAACAACGACCUUCCCUCACUUCUGCAAUCAUGAUGUCGAUGAAUAGCAAACAGCCUUUCAGUAUGCACCCCAUACUGCACGAACCCAAAUACACGCCUCUGCACUCCAGCUCAGAGGCCAUCCGCAGGGCCUGCCUGCCCACUCCAUCGCUUCAGGGCAACAUCUUCGCCGGCUUUGAUGAGACUUUGCUGCAGAGAGCCGAAGCUCUGGCCGCUGUGGACAUUGUGGCCCAGAAGAGCCAUCCGUUCAAACCGGACGCGACCUACCACACCAUGACCACCAUGACCAGCAUGGCCUGCACCCCAACCUCCUCCUCCGCGCACCUGCACCACCCAUCCGUGCUCACCUCCCACCACCACCACCAUCACCCGGGGCACCACCAGACGGCACAAGGUCUGGAGGGAGACCUGCUGGACCACCUCACACCGGGCAUCUCCCUGGGAGGCAUGCCUGGCUCAGACGUCUGCUCCACGGCCUCGCACACCGCCCACAUGUCGGCCAUCAACCACAUGCAGCACCACCACCAUCAGCAGUCUAUGAACAUGCACUCACACGGGCUGGGGUCCCACGGCUCCCUGGGGACCGGCGGCGUAGACGCUGAGCCUGAUCCCCGGGAGCUGGAGUCGUUCGCCGAGAGGUUUAAGCAAAGGCGGAUCAAACUCGGGGUGACCCAGGCGGACGUGGGCUCGGCCCUGGCCAACCUUAAGAUUCCGGGGGUCGGAUGUCUGAGCCAAAGUACCAUCUGCAGGUUCGAGUCCCUGACGCUGUCUCACAACAACAUGGUGGCCCUGAAGCCCAUCCUGGAAGCUUGGUUGGAGGAGGCGGAGCGGGCGCAGAGGGAGAAGAUGGCCAAGCCGGAGAUCUUCAACGGGGGCGACAAAAAGAGGAAACGAACGUCUAUCGCCGCCCCGGAGAAGCGCUCCCUGGAGGCUUAUUUCGCCGUGCAGCCGAGGCCCUCGUCGGAGAAGAUCGCCGCAAUCGCCGAGAAACUGGACCUGAAAAAAAACGUGGUCCGGGUUUGGUUUUGCAAUCAGAGGCAAAAGCAGAAACGAAUGAAGUUUUCUGCGACGCACUAAGAUCCGCGUUUCCAAAAAGACUAAUCAGAGACAAGCUGCUGCUGCACACUGUCAGAAAAAAACAAGGUACACCGUUGUGCCUUUUUGUUCCGGGGCCGGACCUGUUUGACACACAUCCAGGGCCCGACAAGUAUUUUAAUAGGCUAUCUUAUCGAGUCUUAAGAUAAAAGUUUUUAAUUAAGUGAUUUUGGCUUUUUCUGAAAUGAGCACUGAAAAUGUAAGCUGCUUCAACGCUCCAUUGGCUGAAUUUGUUAUUUAUUGAAGGAAAAAACACGUUUUCUUACCAAACAGUGGACUAAAUGUCUUGUUAAGAUUCAUUAGGCUUCAGUGUUGUCCACCUUGUAAAGGAGAAGCAUUCACAGACGUGGUUUUUGCACCAGUGCCUGAAUCCCAAUUGUGGAAACAAUUUCACAGAAAGUAUUCAAAGCAGGCAGCAACGUCUUGCUUCUGAAGCAUCUGCAAAGAAACCUGCAGCACCUCUCUGGAGUCUUUCAGCUAUAUUUUAGAGGCGCUGAGAGGUUUGGAUGCGGGACACCUGAUGAUUAUUCUCCACUCAGUAUGACCAGGAGCUGUUUUUUAAAUUGUUUUUGGAAGGUUCAGCCUCAUGCAGCUUCAAAAACAACUGGAUUCAACGGUGUACCUUUUUUUUUAUUCUGACAGUGGAGACGGCGCACUGGGACUUGGACUGGGAGAAAGACUGAGACCCUGUCCAAAAAACUUGAGACUCUUAAAUCUUUAUGCUUCUCCACAGAAUAAGCCGUUACUCUCUGAGAUAUGGGAGGAAGUGAUCACCAUCGUUGCAGAAAAAGAGGGGGAACACUGCUCCGUCCCAUUAAUUCUUAUGGCAAUUAUUGUACAAAAAAAUAAGCAUAAUAAUGACGGGAAUCGAGGAAUAAUCGAUAUUAUCCUCCUUAGUCGGAAUAGCUUUUUUAUAUUUAUCAAUGUACAUAUUUGUGAAUAUGUUGCACCUCCGUGUGUGGAAAAGCUGAUUGAAAUGUAUUGGAUUUUCGCUGUCUUUUCUUCCAGGUGUUUGUUUCUGUAAAGAAUUGGAUAGUUUUUUGGGGACAGAUCGUACGAAGAGAGCAAACGUGUCGAUCUGUGGCCAAAUUAUGAAGCACAGUAACAAUUUGUGAAAUCCUUUGCAUGGUUUACUCGUGAGGGGGAAAGGGGUGUUUUCUGUGCAUUUAUGGCUCCAAAAAUAUGAAAAUAACCCCCCCAAGUGAAUGCAUUGCAAUAAGAAGAAACACACACUCACACAAGCACACGCACGAAUAAACACAUUCACACGGUAUAGCUGUGUGGCUACCUCAUUACGCAAGUGUUGGCACGUUCAUGGUGAUUUAAAAACACACACACACACACACACACGCACACACACGCUAAAAAAGACGAGUAGGAUCAUUUUUGGUUUGUUUUCAAUGUGUUUUUUUUUUCCUUUGUGUUCCUCUUCCACCGGUUCAGUGGUGAAUUAGGCCUAGAUGACUCACUGAUGUGUAAACCUGUUGUAUGUUCAAGUUCACUGCAAUGAUGCUUUGACAAUCAAAUUAUUAUUAUUAUUAUUGGGCUAUUAUUAUUAUUAUUGACUUUGAGUUGUUGAUCUCCCCCUUUGUGUCUUCAUGAAAAUGAACAAUUUUGCAUUGUAUUAUUAUUAUUAUUAUUAUUAUUAUUAUUAUUAUUAUUAUUAUUAUUAUUAUUAUUAUGACUGACACCUUUCUGGAGCGCACUUUGUAGAUAUUCUGAUGAAGGGAAAUAGUCGGCCUUAUUUAUACAUUCUUUUUCCAUCACGUAAAACGUUAUUUUUUUUCUUUAUAUUGCACUUAUUUAUUUGAACUUAAUUUAUUUUGGAGAAAAAAAUACAUAUUUCAUUUGUGACAGUGUGCUUUAAAUGUGUAUGUGUAAGCGACAGAAGCUGAAAUA
This is a messenger RNA of Micropterus salmoides (largemouth bass), 3192 nucleotides long. RefSeq lists its product as uncharacterized. The transcript is spliced from 2 exons. Lineage: Eukaryota; Metazoa; Chordata; Actinopteri; Centrarchiformes; Centrarchidae. Gene Ontology annotation, biological process: regulation of transcription by RNA polymerase II. Bases 229 to 1275 code for a protein of 348 amino acids. The record is from RefSeq and is a predicted model, not a curated record. Gene Ontology annotation, molecular function: DNA-binding transcription factor activity, RNA polymerase II-specific; RNA polymerase II cis-regulatory region sequence-specific DNA binding.